Oryzias melastigma (Indian medaka) is the source of this 1818-nucleotide messenger RNA. It is a transcript of the gene bckdk, whose product is annotated as branched chain ketoacid dehydrogenase kinase. Gene Ontology annotation, cellular component: mitochondrion. The transcript is spliced from 11 exons. The coding region runs from base 154 to 1446 and encodes 430 amino acids. The record is from RefSeq and is a predicted model, not a curated record. NCBI's taxonomy places the organism in Eukaryota, Metazoa, Chordata, Actinopteri, Beloniformes, Adrianichthyidae. Gene Ontology annotation, molecular function: pyruvate dehydrogenase (acetyl-transferring) kinase activity. Gene Ontology annotation, biological process: regulation of glucose metabolic process; protein phosphorylation.
GGCCUUUCUGUAGCCUCUCUCUACUGUAUUCAGAUACGUGCCUUUGUGCAUUAGUACGACGUGACCCCAAUGGCUUCAUAGCAGCCUUAAUUUUUGUGUGUUUUUUUUAAGUGGAGCAGGCCAGACCUGUCGGCUUUCACAGACCGUCUCCAAAUGCGUUCAGGUUUAGCGGGACUCGCGGCGGAGAUGCUGUGCGGCGUUACCGGCACAACCCGGCCGAGGCUCAGCCGCCUCUUACUGGCCCCCGCUACCAAAACAUUGCCUCCGGUGUCAGCUGCUGGAAGCCGAAGAUUUCGGUCCACAUCCUCGAUGCAAGGAUUUUCAGAGUUAGCGAGAGAGCGGUCGAAGACUGUCACGUCUUUUUACAACCAGUCUGCAAUCGACGUGUCUGCAGAGAAGGCCUCAGUUCGUCUAACCUUAGCGACCCUGCUGUAUUCCGGGAAGUCUCCUGAUGGACACCACAUCUUGAGCAGUGCCAGGUAUCUUCACAAGGAGCUUCCUGUAAGAAUCGCCCAUCGUAUCAAAGGUUUCCGCAGUCUGCCAUUCAUCAUCGGCUGCAACCCAACCAUACUGCAGGUGCAUGAACUGUACAUCAGAGCCUACCACAUGCUCAGCGAGUUCCCCCAGAUCAAAGAUCAGGACAUGGAGGCUCGGUUCUGUAAGCUGGUGCAGCAGCUGCUGGACGACCACAAAGACGUGGUCACCAUGCUGGCUCAGGGCUUCAGGGAGUGCCGCCGACACAUCCAGGAUGAGACGAUCAUCCGCAGCUUCUUGGACACAACGCUGUGUUCUCGUCUCGGGAUCCGAAUGUUGGCCACUCAUCAUCUGGCUCUGCAUGAGGAUAACGUACAUCCGGAUUUCGUUGGGAUCAUAUGCCGACGUCUUUCUCCUAAAAAAAUCAUAGAGAAGUGGGUGGACUUUGCCAGACGUCUGUGUGAGCAUCAGUACGGGAAUUCCCCCCGAGUGAGGAUCAACGGACACGUAGCGGCUCGCUUCCCCUUCAUCCCUCUGCCCCUGGACUACAUCCUACCAGAACUCCUUAAAAACGCCAUGAGGGCCACCAUGGAAAGCCACUUGGACACUCCUUACAAUCUCCCCGAUGUGGUUGUCACUAUUGCCAACAAUGACAUCGACUUUGUCAUCAGGAUUUCAGACCGCGGCGGAGGCAUUCCUCACAACAUCCUAGACAAGGUGAUGGACUACCACUUCAGCACGGCGGAGGAGAGCGCGCAGGACCCCCGCAUGAGCAACAUUUUCAACAACAUCACCAACAGCGGGAACCAGUCCAGCCCCAUGCACGGGUUCGGCUUCGGCCUGCCCACCUCCAGGGCCUACGCCGAGUACCUGGGGGGCUCCCUGUCCGUACAGUCCAUGCAGGGCAUCGGCACCGACGUUUACCUCCGCCUGCGCCACAUCGACGGCAAAGGAGAGAGCUUCAGAGUGUGAAAGCUCCGCCCCCUUUAAUCUUUGUAAGUCUCAACAAACGGAAUGAGGCCAUCGGGGGGGUGGAGGGGGUUUCCCACUAUGAAGGCUGGCGAGGAGGAGGACGAGGGGUCUCCCUGUCGUAACGUCCGUUGUUUGUUUUUGCCUUAGACUGAUUAUAAGCUAUGUUAGCUCUCAAGUUGAUGAUUUCGGUGUUUUGUAACCAAGCCGGCACGUCGUCUCCACGGUUUUUUGACUUGUUUUAUUUUAAAUGUUUGAACUAUCGGGACAAACUGUGCAUGAUGGUGGAUUAAAGACAGUUCCUUUUUUUUUUUUUUUUCCAAGAAGCUCAAUUUAAAUGUUACGAGGCUUCAAAAUAAAAGCAUACAUUUCAAA